Anneissia japonica is the source of this 1281-nucleotide messenger RNA. RefSeq lists its product as uncharacterized. The transcript is spliced from 2 exons. Gene Ontology annotation, biological process: DNA integration. Lineage: Eukaryota; Metazoa; Echinodermata; Crinoidea; Comatulida; Comatulidae. Gene Ontology annotation, molecular function: nucleic acid binding. The record is from RefSeq and is a predicted model, not a curated record. Bases 1 to 1281 code for a protein of 426 amino acids.
AUGACAGGUAGUGAACUUUUAAGUAAUCAUCGAUGGAAACAGGGGCCGGACUUUCUAAUGAAAUCCGAAAAUGAAUGGCCUCAGAGACCGAUAGACCUGGGUCAAAUACCAAACAAUGACCCAGAAGUGAAGUCAAAUUCCACCGUCUGUGCUAACAAUGUCAUUGCCCAAGACUCAAUUUCAAAGGUCAUAGAUCAUUACUCAAGUUGGAACUCAUUGAGAAAAACCAUUGCAUGGCUUUUACGUUACAAGUCAAAGCUUAGAGAAGCAGUUCGAAGGAGCAAGAGCGGAAUGCCUCUGCUGUCCGAGAAGACGGUCACUCCAAUAACUGUACUGGAGAUCAAUGGUGCGGAAUCCGCUAUUGUAAGACACAUACAGCAGCAAUGCUUUGGAAACGAUCAAGUCGAAUUGAGAAAAAAGACUAGCAGUAUAUACAAACUGGAUCCUAUUUUAGUGGAAGGAAUUGUACGUGUAGGAGGGCGUCUUCAUAAUGCACCAAUUGACAUUGACACGAAACAUCAAAUCAUCUCCUUAAGGAGAUUUAUUGCUAGAAGAGGGCAACCGGAGGAGAUGAGAUCAGACAACGGAGGAAACUUUGUAAGGGGAGAGAAAGAGCUGAAAAAGGCUAUAAAUGAUUGGAAUCAAUCCCAAAUUCACGAAUUUCUUUUGCAAAGAAAUAUCAAAUGGACAUUCAACCCACCUAUGGGAUCACACGGAGUGUGGGAACGGUGCAUAAGAACCGUUCGGAAAGUAAUGUUAGCUGUGUUAAAACAGCAAACACUUGAUGAUGAGGGUCUGAACACCCUAAUGUGCGAGGUAGAGGCUAUUGUUAAUGGAAGGCCGGUCACAAAAGUUUCUGAUGAUCCACACGAUAUAACACCAUUAACACCUAACCGUUUGUUGCUUCUACGAGGAGGAAAUAACUUGCCACCUGGUAAGUUUACUAAAGAAGAUGUAUAUAGUCGCCGACGAUGGAGGCAGGUUCAGUACAUGUCGGAUAUAUUUUGGAGACGUUGGACUCGAGAAUACUUGCCAUCACUACAACAGAGACAAAAGUGGAACAAGCCACAGAGGAACUUUGUAGUGGACGAUAUUGUGUUAGUUCUCGACGAGAAUACACCUCGGAAUUCUUGGCCGUUGGGAAGAAUUCUGGAAGUUUACACCAAUCGUAGCGAUGGACUUGUACGCUCAGUUAAGUUGAAGACAAACACCUCAAUGCUUGUGAGACCAAUUGAUAAACUUGUUCUUCUGGAGGAUGCUACUAAAUCGGCUGACAAGUAA